UUUGGCUCCAGCGGACCCCCGCCCGCGAAGCGAGAACAACGGAGCCUAUCCUGCCUGACGUGGCGCAGUGCGAGCGCGAGCUCCAAAGACCAUUACUCACCUUCCUCAUCGUCGAAGCAGGUCGCGGGGCAUGGCGGCUCCUACCUUAGAUGAUUUCGAGAGCUUGCGGGUCUUGGGCAAAGGCAGUUAUGGCAAGGUCUUCUUGGUUCGCCACAAGGACUCAGGGACCGAGAAGCUCUACGCCAUGAAGAUGUUGCGGAAAGAGCAUGUCCUGAACCGUAAUCAAGUGGAGCACACCAAGACUGAGAGGAAUGUACUGGAGCACGUGUCUCACCCGUUCAUCGUGUCCCUUCACUACGCCUUCCAAACGCCAAAGAAGCUUUACUUGGUCUUGGAUUAUUGCCCCGGCGGUGAGCUCUUCUUCCACCUCAGCCGUGCCGGCCGCUUCUCGGAGGGCCGCACCAGGUUCUACACCUCCGAGCUCUUGCUGGCGUUGGAAUAUCUGCACAGCUUGAAUAUCAUCUUCAGGGAUUUGAAGCCAGAGAACGUCCUUUUGGAUGAGAACGGCCACGCCAAGUUGACGGAUUUCGGGCUCAGCAAGGAGGGCAUUUGCGACAACUUUUCGGCCCGGACCAUGUGCGGGACCCCCGAGUAUUUGGCGCCAGAGCUUCUGGAUAGCAAAGGCCAUGGAAAGGCAGUGGACUGGUACUCAUUAGGUGCUUUGUGCUACGAGAUGCUCACCGGACUGCCUCCGUACUAUACGCAGGAUCGAAAUUUGCUCUUCGAUCGCAUCCGGAGGGCUGCCUUGCAAUACCCGCAGUACAUCAGCCCGGUCUCCAAAUCGCUCCUCCAGGGCCUCCUUAACCGUCAGCCCGAAGCCCGCCUGGGCGGUGGCCCAGGGGAUGGUCUAUUUCUUGGGGGCCAUCAUGUUGCACCUGGCUCCCUCCGCUCUCUUUGGCUCGCGAUGGCAGUUGUGCACGGUCCGAGGUGCCGAGGUCAAGUGCCGCCACCCUUCAAGCCGAAGGUCGCCGGGGCUGGCGACGUCUCCAACUUCGAAAAGGAGUUCGUGGACAUGCCCUUGGGCGUCUCCGAGGCGGAUGGCCGGGGUGCAGGGCCUCACUUCGAUGGCUUCACCUACCAGGGGCAGUGAGGCGCCUCGCCGAUGCGAGGGCUGUGAUCCCCACGAGUUCCUCGCGCCAGCUCGUCGCAGCACGUUGGCUGCGGGUGACCGUGGUUCCAACAGAUGGGGCUUAGAAUGCCCAGUAUGUCGACAAGUCUCAUCCAAGUAUCCAUU
This is a messenger RNA of Durusdinium trenchii, 1294 nucleotides long. NCBI's taxonomy places the organism in Eukaryota, Dinophyceae, Suessiales, Symbiodiniaceae. The record is from the annotation of a GenBank genome assembly.